Micromonas commoda is the source of this 1608-nucleotide messenger RNA. RefSeq lists its product with no specific name. Gene Ontology annotation, biological process: regulation of microtubule cytoskeleton organization; intraciliary transport; cilium assembly. The transcript has 2 exons. Bases 1 to 1608 code for a protein of 535 amino acids. Gene Ontology annotation, molecular function: microtubule binding. The record is from RefSeq and is a predicted model, not a curated record. NCBI's taxonomy places the organism in Eukaryota, Viridiplantae, Chlorophyta, Mamiellophyceae, Mamiellales, Mamiellaceae. Gene Ontology annotation, cellular component: ciliary basal body; intraciliary transport particle B; centrosome.
AUGGCCGAGUACUGGACCGUCACGCAGGAACUCCUGCAGGGCUCGGACCCGAUGCUCACGGAGAACCUCCUGAAGAAACCGCCGUUCAGGUUCCUCCACGACGUCGUGUCCGAGGUGACCCGAAACACCGGGUUCGCGCGCGGUCUUUUCGACGCCGUGGAGAGCGACUCGGGGAAGGUCAAGGACAAGGAGAGCAAGGUGGCGUGGCUGACCAAGAUCAUCGCGUGCGUCGGGCUGGCGCUGGGAGAACACGUUCGCGCGAGGCCGCUGAAGAUCGUCGCGGGGCUCGAACCCGAGCACACGAACGCGUUCCUCCAGCAGCUCGCGCGCGCGGCGUCCGCGGGCGACGCCCCGGACGCCGUGCGAAGGACCCUCGCGGGCGAGACAUUCGCGGGUGACAAUGACAACACAGCUGGCGCCGCUCCUCCCUCGCGGCGGGAACCUCCCCAACGGGAACGGGAACCCUCACCGCCCCGACGGGAGCCAUCCCCGCCGCGCGCGAGGUCGCCGUCGCCCGAGGCGUUCGCGCCGCCGCCGCCGCCGCACAGCGACUCGGACGACGAACUCGCUCCAAAGACCAAUUCUUCGCGAACCGAUCCCGUCGAUCGAUCGGAACCGCUCAAAGACCAAUCGGGCGCAUCGACCACGCGCGACCGAUCGCCGCCCCCGAGCUCGCGACGGCCCCCGCCCCGGCCCCAGAGCGCCCGCCGCGCGCCGCCCAAGCUCGCAUCCAACGUGGUGGAGGUUGAGAGCGGAACGUCGAGUCGGGACGGGUCGAGGCCCGGGAGCGUGGAGGGUUCGCGUGGAGGGCCUGCACAGCUAAGCACCCUAAACCCUAACCCUAAGCCCCCCCUCGCGAACGUGCUGGGCGAGGGCGACGUGGUCGACUCGGACGACGACGACGAAUCGGGGGAGGACGCGUCGGCGCCCGCGCCCGCGAUCGCCGCCCCAUCCGCUGGGACCGCCUGGGACCGCGCCUCGGACAUCGGCGGCGGCGCGCUCGUCAGGGACAUGCUCGCCGCCAAGCGCGAGGGCGACGCGGCGGCGGCGAGCGCCGUCGGGGCGACGACGGACGAAGCGACGGCCAAGGCGGCCUCCGGGGGCGGGAAGGGGAUCAUUCUCGGGUCCAGGCGACGGAGCAGGAAGGCGGCGGGCGGCGGCGGGGGCGGCGCGGACGAUCACCCGACUGGGGGUUCGACGGGGGGAGUCGGUGGUGGGGUAUCGGCGGCGAUGUUUCGCGACGACGACGACGACGCGGCCGGCGGAACGACCGAGGACGACGUGGAGGCGAUCCGCGAGCGGGUCCAGGCGCUGGUGCAGUUCACCAACCCGCUGGGUAAGGCUAUGGACGCGCUGCAGGAGGACGUGGAGACGAUGCGGCGCGAGUUGGCGUUUUGGCAGCGGGAAAGGGAGAACAUGGGGCGAAUCGCGCAGGAGGUCAAGUCGGCGCCGCUGGGGGAGACGGUGGCGAAGCAGGACAGGCGGCUGGAGGAGGCGGACGACGAGAUCGCCGCGAUGAAGAAGAAGAUCCAGAGCGUCAAGGCGGCGAUCCACAGAAACGACGACAAGAUCGCGAAGCUGCUCGACAUGGUGGUCACGCCGGCGUGA